GAGAUCCAUGCUCUAUGGAGCUUCAGGGAAUUGUCAAAGCUUUCCCUAAACGGAAGAAGAUCAAAGAUGAUUCACAGAAGGUGGGCCCUGCAAAAGUCUUGAAAGGAGAAGAAACCAGCAAUGUUCAUCCAGGGUGGUUGGAGCCCAUCGUGGCAUAUGUACUGCAAGCAGGAAUGGGCCAGGCCAGGGCUGAGAUCUUCCGCAAGCAGAUCAUUCAUAAUGGGGGUAGUGUUUGCAGUCAGCUUUCGUCAGACGUAACACAUAUUAUAUUAGAUGAAGGAAUGGAUUGCGACAGGGCUUUCCGGCUCCUCAAACUAGCCAAGUUGCCCCCAGGACUGCAACUGGUGAAGGCUUCCUGGCUGAGUUCAUGUGUUGCAGAGCAGAAGAUGUUGAGCACGAGUGGCUACAAUCUCUUCAUCCCAGACAGGUACCUGGAUGUGGCAGACCUUUCAAAGAGGCAACCACACUGCCUGGAUGAGGAGAAGAUCCAGCCCCAGAUGGAUAGUGCAAUCCUGGAGCUGAAGGCUGAAUCACAGACAGGGCUCAGCUCUCCUUGCAGUGCCGCAAAUUCCACAGGACAGAAGGGAGCCAAAGGGGCAGGCCUUUGCACACUGAGGGUCUCCGAUGAUGAGGGAAGUGAGGGGGAAGACCCUGACAUCACUCAAGGAGAGCUGGAGGCAUUGAGGUCAGGCCGAGACCUGAACCUUUCUUCUGGAGACUCUUCAGUGGCAUUUCCGACUGGCAAGUGGGUUUGUGCUCAGUCUUCUGAACGCAAGAAGAUUAAUCAGAAUCAGAGUAUUACGGAGAAGCUGGAGGUGCUGGCAAAGGCCUACUCCAUCCAGGGGGACAAGUGGCGGGCUCUGGGUUACUCCAAAGCCAUUAAUGCACUCAAGAGCUACCCCAAGCCAAUCACUUCCUACCAGGAAGCCUGUAAGAUCCCUGGAAUUGGGAAGCAGAUGGCAGAGAAGAUUGUGGAGAUCCUGGAGAGUGGGCACCUACGCAAGCUGGACCACAUAAAUGAGAGUGUGUCAGUACUGGAAAUAUUUUCCAACAUCUGGGGAGCUGGAGUCAAGACGGCUCAACUGUGGUACCAGCAGGGUUUUCGCAGUCUGGAUGACAUCCGCACGAAGGCCUCUCUCACCAACCAGCAAGCCAUUGGCUUGAAGCACUACAAUGACUUCUUGGGGCGCAUGCCACGGGAAGAAGCAGCAGAAAUUGAGCAGACUGUCAGAGAAGCUGCCCAGUCUAUCAAACCUGGACUGGUGUGCAUGGCCUGUGGCUCAUUCCGACGGGGCAAGUCCACCUGCGGUGAUGUGGAUGUGCUGGUAACCCACCCGGACGGCCACUCUCACCAAGGAGUAUUCAGCAAGCUGCUUGACAGCCUCCGUAGAACUGGGUUUCUGACAGAUGACCUAGUGAGUCAAGAGGACAACGGCAACCAGAAGAAGUACCUGGGGGUGUGCCGUCUGCCAGGACCCAACCGUCACCACCGGCGGCUCGACAUCAUCGUUGUGCCCUACAGUGAGUUUGCUUGUGCCCUGCUGUACUUCACCGGGUCAGCCCACUUCAACCGCUCUAUGCGGGCCCUGGCCAAGACCAAGGGCAUGAGUCUGUCUGAGCACGCCCUCAGCUGUGGUGUGGUGCGAGGACCCGGUGGCCUCAAGACAGUGCCUGGCGUUACUUUACCUGCUCUCACUGAGAAGGAUGUCUUCGUGCAUUUGGGGCUGCCCUACCGGGAACCACACGAGAGGGACUGGUGA
Messenger RNA from Euleptes europaea (tarantolino), 1760 nucleotides. It is a transcript of the gene POLL, whose product is annotated as DNA polymerase lambda. Bases 15 to 1760 code for a protein of 581 amino acids. Lineage: Eukaryota; Metazoa; Chordata; Lepidosauria; Squamata; Sphaerodactylidae. The record is from RefSeq and is a predicted model, not a curated record. Gene Ontology annotation, molecular function: DNA-directed DNA polymerase activity; DNA binding. The transcript has 8 exons. Gene Ontology annotation, biological process: double-strand break repair via nonhomologous end joining. Gene Ontology annotation, cellular component: nucleus.